AUGAAUUUUAAUAAUAAUAGUAAUGAUAAUCAAAGAGAACAAAAAAAACCAACAUUUGAAUAUUUAAAUCUUCCUUGGAAAUUAGAUAGUUUAACAUACUCUAAAAUACUCAAACUCAACCCACAAGUACCAAUAGGUGAAUACGACCCUCUUGUACAAAAAAUUAAGAUUCCAGUUGAAACACCUAUCAAUAUUGCACCUGUUUUUUCCAUCAUUGACAAACUCUUUUCUGAUCCACUUGAAGAGAUUGUAGAGUUCAACAGCGAACAAAAUUAUUUCGAAACAGAAGGAGAAAGUAUAUUGUGGAUUAAAGACUUUGCUAGUACACCUGAUAUACAAAGUCUCGAAUUACUUUGUCAACUAUCAGAAUGGAAAGAUAAUAACAAAAUAAAAGGUGAUGUCCUUGGGUCUUCAUGCAAUUUUAGAUUCCAAGUCAAUGGUGUAACUCUUACUUUCAUGCCACGUGGUGGUUUUAUGUCACAAGAAAAAAGGGAAACGGUACCAAUAUCAAUAAGAGAACAAAAGUAUAUUCCAAUUCCCCCUGACUUUGUAAUAGAAAUCCGCUCUUUUAUGAAUGGUACCAACAAUAAACUUAUCUACCAACAUAGAAGAAUGUGUCAUUGGAUAACCAGUGGAGUUCAGUCUGCCAUCUUGUUGGACCUAAAAGGAAAUACUGUCUAUCUCUAUUGCCAGACCAACUUGACCAAUCUUGCCAACCAAGUUACUACCCAGCAAGCAAACCACCCCAAUGAAAUCAAUAAGUUACAAACAGAAAUUCAAAACACUGAGAAACUGUUGGAGAACCCGGUUGGUCUCAUUCCAAUGAUUAUUGAAACACUUCAGAGUACUCUUGAAAAAAUGAGAAAAAGUCUAAUAGAUCUCCAGUAUCAACAAGUAUAUUACCAAAAUCUUGUUGCUGUUACUCCAUUCGACUUCUUUGGGGUACAGGAGAAUUUCCCAAAUGUUUCUUGCAUAGCCAUACCUCUAAACCUGGCAUCAGAUGCACAUCAAGGUCCAAACAUAAUCAUUCGUGGAGUUGGAGCUGUUGACGGUUUAAGAAUCAAUCUUUCACAUUUAAAAUUACGUUAA
Molecule: messenger RNA, 1089 nt
Organism: Heterostelium album PN500
Lineage: Eukaryota; Evosea; Eumycetozoa; Acytosteliales; Acytosteliaceae
Exons: 2
Coding region: 1-1089 (362 amino acids)
Source: RefSeq, a predicted model, not a curated record